CCAGUAAAGUGUUAUAAUAGAUAUUUUAUAAUUAAUAGUGCGAGAGUUAAGCUAUAGCAUUUAGUGUGUCUAUACCGAAGCCUGCUUUAGAGUUUCGUGUCUCUACAAACAUGACCUACUUCCCGGCAUCAUAUUACUGCACUCAAGAACCUUUACAAAGCACUCGAUUGUUCUGAAAAAGCGCCUAACUACGUAAAUGCAGACGUUGGAAGGCUAGAUGUCCCUUGUUCCCCCUGGAGGCGCGGACUCUCCGAGUCCCCGGCGUGCUGUCAGCCCUUUACUGGAGAUGCGAAGACCACACUGCACGUUGGCCUGCGACUAUUGCGCGGCUAUCUUGGAGGAUAAGUUCAAACGCAGUUCUGAAACUAGGAACCGUGGCACUUCGCCAUUAUCAGCCUCCCCACGUCAAUCUCUUACUGGAGAACCACCUUGGACCCUGCCAGAUGACGAUCGUCCCGAUUUCUCAGCUUUGAAAGAAAAUAUACAUAAGAUCAACAAGGACUGUGAAACAUCAACACGUUUGGAUAUGUUGCUCACUCAAGUGGAGCAAUACGCCAACAAUCUCGAAGCACUGGUCGAAGAAAGGACUUCAGAUUACUUGGAGGAAAAACGGAAAUGCGAAGAGCUUCUUUAUCAGCUGCUACCCAAGUCUGUGGCAUCUCAACUGAUAAUGGGACAACCAGUUAUGGCUGAAACAUACGAUCAAGUUACAAUCUACUUUAGUGACAUCAUUGGCUUCACUCAGCUCUCCGCGGAAUCCACUCCUCUUGAAGUGGUGGAUUUAUUGAACGAUUUGUACACGAAUUUCGAUUCCAUCAUUGAAAAUUUUGAUGUUUACAAGGUAGAAACAAUAGGUGAUGCGUAUAUGGUGGUCUCGGGUCUUCCGAUGCGCAACGGUAACCGUCACGCUGCUGAGAUCGCUCGCAUGUCUCUGGCUCUCCUCGGAGCGGUGCGCGUGAAGACAGUUCCUCACAGACCAGGAGAACGGCUGCUCUUGAGAAUCGGGAUGCAUACUGGUCCAUGUGUGGCUGGUGUGGUUGGCUUAAAGAUGCCAAGAUACUGCCUCUUCGGCGAUACAGUGAAUACUGCUUCAAGAAUGGAGUCACAUGGCGAAGCCCUACGAAUACACGUCAGUCCCAAAACCAAAGAAGUAUUGGAUUUAUAUGAUUGUUUUGAACUGGAAUGCAGAGGUCAGAUUACAAUGAAGGGUAAAGGCGAAAUGACAACAUACUGGCUAAUCGGUGAAAAAACGCCACAAAACAAAUACGUACCAACAGAAGAAGCUAAUUUACAAAGCACCACCGUGACAAAUCCUAGUAUCACAUUCCAGGGUCCGGAUAGUCCUGCCGCGCAUUCGCUCACCCAAAGUCACAGUCCAGAACAAAUGGACGUUAAGGAAACCAGCAAUCACCGGCCGCUUGAGAUAAUGAACGAAAGAGAUCGUAUCAAACACGAAAUAGCGUCAUUCGUGGCCAAAGAUCUCAUAAACAAUAUAGACAAUGCUGUGAGAGAAUUCAGAAAAUCACAAAGCGCUAACUUCGCUAACUCAAUGACGAACACAAAGCUAUUGUGUAAUGGCAAUGAGAAAGGCCUAAUUACACCGACAUACGAUAAAGAAUUGGUCAUCAGCAAAGGCAAAGUACGCGAUGUCGUUAACAGAUUCAACAGUUGCAUUAUAACUACGAAUGAUAAUAAUCUAAAUAAAACACAAAAAAUAAAGGCGACGAACGCUGAAUAAUGAGUUUCUGAUUUAAAAUGGUAUCUCGCUCGGUCUAAAGUUUUUAAAGUUUUAGAUGUAUAUGUGAUUUUUUUUAUAUAUAUUUAAACAUGAAUUUCUAUUGAUGGAGUUGCCAGUGUAUUUAGUGCCAAGCACAAUAUAGGAAAGUAGUGGACAAACUACAUAUUUAUUUCAGAAUCUAGUUGCUAUUCUUAAGAAGUACAUUUAUUUAGAACAUUCAUAAAUUUAAAAUGAGCAUAGAACAGAUGUGGGUACGAGAAACCCACCACAAUCUUUGUAGGUAUACUUAAUUAAUAUUCUAGAUAUUAGAGAUAUGUUAUGUUUUUAAUAGUUUUAGCAAAUUAUCGCAUAGGGCGAUGUUGAAAGAUGUAGUGAGAAUUUAACUAUAUAAUGGACUUCUUUAAAUGUUAAUAAUUAUACAUCCUCUAAAAAAUUUUUAGAAUUAGAAUCCUUAGUAUUUGUACCUAACUUUUGUACCUUGAAUACUUUUCUAGUCACCUUGUUUGAUGUUACCUCACAUUUUCGACUGUUUAUAAGUAAAACACAUACUUGUAGACAUACGCAAUUUUAGUAUCCAUUAACUAUGAAAGCUUAAGAUACUUAUAUAACAUAUGUUAGAUUUUACUUAAUGUUACAAAAAAUGUCAACUGGCUUCAUUAGCUUUAAGACAUCCCAUCGAUUUUCUGUGCUAUUAAAUCUAGGUUACUAUCGUUGACUACUAUUUAUGUAUUCUCUAUUUGUGUUGAAGAAGCCUCUCAAAUCUGAGCUUGCUCAGAGUGAGUUUGGGUAUUGAUUCGAACCUCAUGAUACCAGUCAACUCUGAUUUUUCAAAUUCAUAAAGUCUUCCUACUUUAUACUUAUACGCUAUCUUGUUAAUUUAUCUACUUAAUCUCUUAUUGCCACUCGUAUUUGAUGCGAUUAAUCUAUUUUUUAAUCCACGAUAAUGUUUCGAGCCCAAGAAAAUAACUAUGAUUCUAUAUUACGAUUCAUUAAUAUCUUGUUUUUGAUAUUAUAAAUAAUGGAAAUAGACAAUGUCUUUUCAAUGGUCAUUCAUUAUUUUAGAAAUCACAUGUAGAUAUUAACAAGUUUUACAAUAGUUACUUGAAUUGAAAGUGUCGUCUACAAAAUUUUUAGUAUUAAAGUAAGUGACUCUCGAUGAAUCUCAUUGUUUUAUCUCGAAUAGCUAAUAAAACUUAUCAGAUGUAGUUUUAGUUUUAAAUUCUCACGCUUAUAGUUAUUAUCUGAAAUCUCAUGCUAUUAUUAACAGUGUAGGAUGAAUUUAAUUUAAAAUACAAGGUUGAAAAUUGGAUAUAAAUUUUAUUUUAUCUUGUGUAUGUAACGAAAUUUUAAUUGCAUCAUAUCUUAAUAGUCUAGUCUUACAUCUUUUUCCUGCUGGCACGAUAUGUCUAAAUAAGAUAAAUAAUUAUAGCAAUUUUAAUGUUUUACUGAUUGAAAAUGCGUUUAGUAAUAUUAUUUUUGAGUAAUUAUGUCAUAAAAUAUUCUCAUAUAUAAUAAAAUAUUAUCUUUUUGUUGAUUUUUCAGAUAUUAAUAAGUGAAUAUUAUGAAUAGUUGUAUGUAUAAUAUAAUAUAUCUAAAAUAAA
Bombyx mori (domestic silkworm) is the source of this 3339-nucleotide messenger RNA. Its product is annotated as atrial natriuretic peptide receptor 2. The transcript is spliced from 8 exons. Gene Ontology annotation, molecular function: peptide receptor activity; adenylate cyclase activity; guanylate cyclase activity. NCBI's taxonomy places the organism in Eukaryota, Metazoa, Arthropoda, Insecta, Lepidoptera, Bombycidae. The coding region runs from base 218 to 1738 and encodes 506 amino acids. Gene Ontology annotation, biological process: cGMP biosynthetic process; intracellular signal transduction; receptor guanylyl cyclase signaling pathway. Gene Ontology annotation, cellular component: plasma membrane. The record is from RefSeq and is a predicted model, not a curated record.